GCGGAGUAAUCAGCUGUUAAUUGCAAUGCCAACGAGUAGUUAUAAAUUGUUUCGUUUUAGUCAGUAGGACGCAAUUUUAAUGUUAUUUUGUUUUUCUUAGUUGCUUAGAUAAGAGUUACCUUUUAAAUUAAUGGUAUGAAGAGAAUCAAGGAAUGGCGCGAUGUCCCAUGUCAUCUGUCAGAUUUAUUCAUUCAUCCAUUGUAGUGCAGAAAAAAUGUGACUAGUUUGAUAGAAUUCUGUUUUAUCAUAUAAGUGCGACACGAACACCGCGUACGAUGACUUUAUAGUCUCCAAUAGUGUAACAGACUUACCGGUUAUUGGAUCGUAUACUUAUAAGAUAACAGCUGCACGUACCACAGUUGAUUUCCAGGGCCUAACAAUUCCCUCUACAAAGAAGCCGUGCGGCGUCGUUGGUGUGUAAUAUUUUGUUGGACGCUGAAGUUGCGUGAAGUUUAAUGUUACUUUAAGUGUUACCGUAAGGUGUUUAUAACCGUGAAAAUUGGAAAGAAAAGAAGAUGUCUGGUCGUGUUCGGAAACAAUCGGACUGUCCAGUCAGCAAGCAGGGGCCGAUGAGAGCGACCCUGCCCGUGUCUUCAGUAAUGAAACAGAGUGGUGGAUUUAAGAAAAAUUCUGGAAAUAGUCCGACACUGUCACCCACAAAUGUUUGGCGUCGAAUAUCACCUGAUCAUGCACUUUCUGGUCAACGCAGCCCUGGUGCUGUCAACUACAAAGGUAAAGGAAGGUUUGGUGCAAGUGUAAUCAGGCGCACAGCAUCCCUUGAUACUCUCUAUCACAAAGGACAAUGGUCUAGAGACUAUUAUCUGCAUGCUGGUCAACUACAAGUUGAUAAAUCAACUCAAACCGAUGAAGGUGGUGGAGCAUCUGGCCGUUCAUCACGGGGUUCGGAGGAUGAUAAACUGGAUCGCUUUCUGCGCAGUCGUCUCCAGAGACCUCACAAGACUUCUGCAUCUGGAGACUUCUCUGGAAACACAAUGAGCCCCGGAUUUUGGUCUCGGUUUGGAACUGGUGGUGUACCGCUUAGGGCAGCUCGUUCAUCAGUUGAGGGAUUAAAUCAAGAGAUUGAACGGAUUGUUCUAUGCCCGGCCAGCGGCACUCAGACUCCACAUCUUGAUCGGCUACGAGAUAAGGUGACACCGGAGGGCCAUCGAGCCCCACUCGCGGAAUUACUACGACGCUCCGUUAAUACACAGACCCCACAUGAUCUCUGUCACACGACACAUUCCUCAGAUCCUCCAUCGCGAGGGUCACUCUCCAGUGCGGGCUCCGCGGAGCUACUGGCAGCAGGUGGCAGUGUUUGCUCAUCUCCUGAUCUUGAUGGAUCCAAGCUCGGUACUUCUCCGCAGAUUAAUCGUUUCUUGGCUCGUGAACCUCCCGAUGGUUGUGAGAAGGUGAAUCUGAAGGCUGGCGAGGGCGCGUACACGGAGGCGAUGAUGAUGAAGCCGAGUGUGGCGGGCUUCACGCUGCGACCAUCACUCGGCUCCGCCUUCCAGCCGCUGCAGCCCGCCCCAACCACGCCCCCCUCUCCGCCCCCCACCUCCUCCUCACCCACACACUGACUCCACACGCACACGCACACAGGUAUUCUUAAUCUGGAUGAAAUGCUAAUAUACCCUACAUAUGUGAGAGAUAACCUCAAAAACUGAUGCCAAAAGCCCCUAACAAACAGUCUGCUGAUUUAAAACAACCUCAAAACGAUAUAUGAAAUGUUUCUGUUUGGAAAAUAAUGUAUUUAGAAGUUCUUAAUUAUUUAAAAGGGCUCUUAUUCAAUUUGAACUCGUGAGUUCUGUGAAAAAGAUUCAAAUAAGAUAAAAAGCAGUCUUAUUAGCAUUUUAAUCAGAUUAUACAGUUUGGAGUAUACGUUGAUGUGACACUACAUGUAACAGUGUUGCCUUUUAAAUAAUAAAAUAUUCAUUUGACUGGCAACACUGUCAAUAUUUUGUAGUGAACAUCUUAAUCUUGAUACUUUGACUUUGUAAUUUUUUUAAAUGAAAUGUUACUAUAUCGAUAUGAGUAUAAUUUUAUAAUUGAUGAUCGAAAUAAUGUUUUUACAAUCUUGUGUGCGGAUUUGAUCAAGAUUAGGAUGUCAUUGCGAUAAAAAUUCGACUCGGUGUGUCAAUUUUCCUUAUUUCUAUUGAGUAGUUUAAUUUUAUUUUUAAUAAUAAAUAAUUAUACGGUGGAUUAAAAAAUAUAUGUAAUGAACAAAACAGACAAGAAUUAGGCAUAUCAAAUAUCUUACAAUUUUUAGAAAUGACUUUAAUUCUUCAAAACAUGUAUAAUUUGUAAAAUACCCGCCAAGAUUUAACUCUGAAGUUAGUAACGAAUCUGCAGCAAUU
Messenger RNA from Papilio machaon (common yellow swallowtail), 2354 nucleotides. Its product is annotated as glucocorticoid-induced transcript 1 protein. NCBI's taxonomy places the organism in Eukaryota, Metazoa, Arthropoda, Insecta, Lepidoptera, Papilionidae. The record is from RefSeq and is a predicted model, not a curated record. The transcript is spliced from 8 exons. The coding region runs from base 516 to 1577 and encodes 353 amino acids.